GUUUUUGUUGAAUCCAUCCGACCGUAACACCGUUUCUUUUCUACGACUUUUAAACAUGAGUGCAAUGAGUAAUAUAUCUGUCCGAGGAGCAAAUGAGCGUCUUAAACCGCGUGCGUUCGAGGCACCUUGUCGGGUUGCGUACGUCUAACUGUGAACUUCAAGCAGUGAUGAAAGCGGGAUACAUUUUACCAGAGUGGGAAGCGGUGCUAACAUGCGUGGCUGUGGUGUGGGCCAUCGACCAAACAGCCGCCAACUGCGUGGAUGACUCUCUUUGCUCGUUGUCCUGCGUCGAACGGCACAUGCACGACGCGCGCUAUUUUGGUGUAGCUGGCCACUGCGAGAACGGUAGCUGCGUCUGCACCUAUCUGGACCCCUGUGAACCCAAACGGUGCGUGGAAGACUGCAAGAAAAAGCACCCGGAACAGUUACACUUGAAGGCGGAGUGUAAAGAUAAAGGCACCUGUAAAUGCACAUGGAAUUACAAAUGUGAGGAGGCUUGGUGCGAUGCCGAGUGCCGACGAAAGCACGCGGGGAAGCAGCAUCUGCACUCGACGUGCGAAGGGUACAAGUGCAUGUGUCGCUGGCAAGCAGAUUCCGCAUCAAAUUCAGGUGUCGGCCGUGGUGCGAACGAAACUGUUCCAGGACCAGAUACGAUUCACGGUGCACAGAACGGCACCGAUGAACAUUCAGGCGCUCGUAACGCGGUUGGACGCCCUUCUUCUGCAGUGCCUUAGCUUGAAGUAUGAGGUGGCGAAGGUCACGAGCCCUUGAGAUGCCACCGAAGGCCCGGCGACGCGCCAGCUCCGGCUGAGCUUGCGGCGAUGGGCCAAUUGUAGCCACCAGGUGCCGCAGACACUGCACUCUAAACCUCAUCACGUGUACCUUCACACUAGAACCCCGCUUCAGCAUGAAAAAGUCGACGUCCUCGUGGAGACGUUUUACUUGGCUCCACCAUAAUUUCGCACGAUUUCCAUGUGACUAUCCCAUAAAUGGCGGCUAUUUCAUAUGGAUUUCGCCUCAAUACGGUAUGAAUAAUACAAGAAAACAUAUCAAGUAUAAUAGAAGAACAUACAGAAAGCUUCAACAAGGAUUCAGGCCCUGCGGGCCCUUUUGAUUGUGUCUCAAUAAAAACUGCUCGUCACUCUAAUUUACUGAACCAUUCA
Messenger RNA from Dermacentor albipictus, 1163 nucleotides. RefSeq lists its product as uncharacterized. Lineage: Eukaryota; Metazoa; Arthropoda; Arachnida; Ixodida; Ixodidae. The record is from RefSeq and is a predicted model, not a curated record.